UGUGAUUUUCCAUCGAGUUUCACGUCUUUUCGAUUUUCCCAAAUUGUUUGCUUCUCUUGUCACCUCUCACUAAAUUCAUUACAGUAGCUAAGGUAUCUAACUUAGUUUUCUCGUUCAAGGAUUGAACGAACGGAGUCCUUGUCGACCUUCAUCGAAGAAAUGGAGAUUAACGCUUUAGCUGGCACGAGAAAGCCUUCCAAUCGUCAUUGUCUGCUCGUUAAGAAGGCGACACAUGGCGCAGAUUAAUUAUGAGCGAUUGCUUCAGGAUUAAACGAUCCUCUGGCCGAGUAACGGAGAUUCGCCGCAUACCGACCGGAAAUGCUGAUGUAACGAGACGAACGGCGCCUAAUACCAAUCCCGUGCAGCAAUUCGACGAAGACGAUGCACAGUGGCGAGAAGAGGAAAAGACGAAGAGAGAAACUUCAAGGUGGUUACGAAGAGGUUGCAACUCGGCUCGAAUAACGGAUUGUUGUGUUACUCACAAGCAGAGCAACAUACAUCACAGAGUCAACAUACAUCAGGAUGUUGACAUUAAUCCGCUCUGGGAGGUAUAUCUCGGGAUCCGCAAACUGCUCUUAAACUCGAAGUCACGUGAGCGAUUCCGUGGGACGGUUCGGAGAUCAAAGAGCAAGGAAGCACCUAGAGAGGAACGAGUCCCAUAGGAGAACCUGCC
Messenger RNA from Acromyrmex echinatior (Panamanian leafcutter ant), 673 nucleotides. RefSeq lists its product as uncharacterized. The record is from RefSeq and is a predicted model, not a curated record. Lineage: Eukaryota; Metazoa; Arthropoda; Insecta; Hymenoptera; Formicidae.